GAUGACGCAGAAGAAAGAAGGUGGCAGCGCCGUGAUUUCGAGGAAUCGGAUUUCUGUCGUUGCUCAUACACAUCUUCACGGUGGCGAGAACAUCGAAGAGGAGAAAGAUCGCAUCCAACCCCAAGAUUGAACAAAGCGAUACCAACGGAGACACAAUGGCACCAAAUCUCCCCUUCAAGUUGAACAACCCAGACUUGUUCCGCGACCAGGCUCUUUCUGGUGGAAACUGGGUAGAAGCUCAAUCAGGAAAGCGCUUUGACGUCUAUGAUCCGGGCAAUGGCAAGGUCUGGGCAACUGCACCAGAUUGUGGACCAGACGAUGUCGACGCUGCGGUGAAGUCCGCCAACGAGGCAUUCCACGAAUUUAAGAAGGUCAACCCACGGACGCGAGCUCAAUGGCUGCUGAAAUGGGACCAACUGAUUCGCGAGAACCGAGAUGACCUUGCCCAGAUCGUCACGCAUGAGUGUGGCAAGCCGCUUUUCGAAUCUCACGGCGAGCUCGACUACGCUCUGGGUUUCACGUGGUGGUUUGCUGGAGAGGCAGAGAGAGUGCAGGGAACCAUUCAGACGCCAGCAGCUCCAGGCCGACGAGUGUUCACGGUCAAGCAGCCAAUCGGUGUCACGGUUGCUCUCGUGCCAUGGAACUUCCCAAUCGCCAUGAUUCUUCGGAAAGCCGGAGCUGCGUUGGCGGCGGGCUGCACAAUGAUCGUGAAGCCAUCGCCCGAGACUCCAUUCUCUGUCGGUGCUCUUGCAUACCUUGCUGAAAAGGCCGGCUUUCCAAAGGGUGUGUUUUCGGUUCUCCCUACCAGCUUGGAGCAGACUCCUACGCUCAGUGAAGCACUCUGCCGACAUCCUCUGGUCAAGAAGGUGACCUUCACCGGAAGCACCAGAGUUGGCAAGCUCGUUGCGAAGAUCUGCUCGGAUGGUCUGAAGAAGUGCACACUGGAGCUUGGUGGUAACUGCCCGUUCCUUGUCUUUGACGACGCCAAUUUGGAACAAGCCGCUACUCAACUGCUUGCUCUCAAGUGGCGCCAUGCCGGCCAGGCAUGCAUUACUGCCAACCGUGUUUACGUCCAGAAGGGCGUUUACGACAAGUUCGCCGAGAUGCUCGCGGCCAAGACGAAAGAGAUUGUGGUAGGGCACGGUGCCGACUCCAAGACGACUAUGGGUCCAGUGACAACCGAGCGAAGUCUUGCAAAGGCUGAAGCCCAGGUUGACGAUGCUGUGAAGAACGGCGGUAAAAUUAUCUUGGGAGGCAAGAAGCUGCAUGGUACUGCUGGUUAUGAUGGAUACUUCUUCGAGCCCACAGUCAUCACUGGCGCUAAGGAUGGCAUGCUGAUCUCGCGCGAGGAGACUUUUGCGCCUGUGAUGGCCCUGUUCGAGUUCGAUACUGAAGAGGAGGCCGUACAGAAGGCGAACGACACCAGCAUGGGUCUUGCGAGCUAUUUCUUCACCAAGAAUGUCGACCGAACAUGGCGCUUGCUUGAGAAUCUGGAGGCCGGCAUGAUUGGCAUGAACACGGGCAAUUCCUCCGCGGCAGAGUCGCCAUUUGGCGGUAUCAAGGAGUCGGGCUACGGCAAGGAGAGCGGCAAGGAUGUCGCCGUCAACGAGUACAUGAUCACAAAGACUGGCACUUUGACGCUGGAAGGCCACUUUUAGAGCAACGCAGCAGGAUAUGCAGAAACAGGGCCGUGAGGGAAGAAUGCAUAGCGAUGUGCGAACGACCACGUGAUUUGUUCGGCGAAACUUUUCGGCGGUGCCGACCUCCCUUCC
This is a messenger RNA of Pseudocercospora fijiensis CIRAD86, 1772 nucleotides long. RefSeq lists its product as uncharacterized. Lineage: Eukaryota; Fungi; Ascomycota; Dothideomycetes; Mycosphaerellales; Mycosphaerellaceae. The coding region runs from base 156 to 1658 and encodes 500 amino acids. Gene Ontology annotation, molecular function: succinate-semialdehyde dehydrogenase (NAD+) activity. The record is from RefSeq and is a predicted model, not a curated record. The transcript has 5 exons.